GUGAUUUAGGGUUUUAGAUUUCCCUCCCUGAGCCUAAACCCAUUGAAGAAAAAAUCUCCAUUUCUAGAACGAGAUGAAACUCCAUUGGAAUGAAAUGAAAUGAAACAAGCACUCCAUCGCCUUCUCCUACAUCCUGUUCGAUCUUCUGAAAGAAACACCAAGUUAUCAGCAAGAUGAAACCUGUCUUCUCCAGACCCCUCUUUACCAUCAUUCUCCACUCUACGAAGGACUCCGCCACAAUCACUAGAAAAAAGCUUUUCCAAUUCGCCCCUUUCUCCACCGCCACAUCCCAAUCCUCACAUCACUCUUCCUACCAAUCCCGACGGAAUGAAGAAGAUGUUCGUAACGUUAAGGUUUCUGUUUGGUGGGAUUUCGAGAAUUGUACAUUGCCGCCCGGCGUCAAUGUGUUCAGGGUCGCCCAUAGCAUCACUGCCGCCGUCAGGGCAAGCGGCAUCAAGGGUCCCAUCCAAAUCACCGCAUUCGGUGAUAUAGUUCAGCUCCCGCGAGCCAAUCAGGAGGCCCUGUCUUCUACCGGAAUCAACCUCACUCACAUACCUAAUGGUGGAAAGAGCAGUGCAGAUAGAUCUCUUCUUGUGGAUCUUAUGUAUUGGGUAUCCCAAAACCCACCACCUGCACACCUUUUCUUGAUCACUGGUGAUAGUGGGUUUGCUGGUGUGUUACACCGGCUAAGAAUGAACAACUACAAUAUAUUGCUUGCCGGUCCGGAAAAGGUGUCCGGCUCUCUAUACAGUGCUGCCAGUAUAAUGUGGCAAUGGAAUGCUUUGCUCAGAGGUGAGGACCUUACCGGGAAACAUUUUAAUCAUCCACCAGAUGGCCCCUGCGGUUCUUGGUAUGGACAUUACAAAGCACCCCUUGAAGACCCAUUUGCUGUUAUGGAGUCACCCCACACUGAGGACCCAUCAUCCGAUUCUAAGUCAGAUCCAAAUCCCCGCCCAAUCCCAAAGGCGGUAUUGAAGUAUAUUCGCCAUAUCUUGGGUUCUAAUUCCAAAGGAAUUCUUAUUACAGAUCUCCGUGCUGAACUGGCAAAAAGUAAUCUGAGUAUUGAUAAAGACUUCUAUGGGUAUAAAAAGUUUUCUCGUUUUCUCUUAUCCAUGCCACAAAUUUUAAAGCUACAACCGAGUGGUAAUCAACUUCUGGUUCAUGGUGUAAAUUCAAAAUCUUCUGAGCAAAAUGAGUGUGGAUCAUUAGGCAUAGCUGUUGACCCAACUGUUUCUCGUAAUAGACCCGACAACACUAAUAUCUCCUCUGCUGAAAGCUCAACCGGAACGGUAUUACCAACUCCUUACUCUGUACAAAAGGUGGAAACCCUGUCACAGAAAGUGCAAGAUCCCUCUACUAAAGUCAUACAAUGUCCUUUGCCGAAGGCACAAGAACAUCCUAUAACAGAGAAGUCACCCCUUGCAAGAAUAAAUGUUACAAAGACUGAAGUAAGUGGGAGCCAGCUGCAGAGUACAGAGGAUAGCAGCUCCCAUGUGCACUCACAAGGGAUUUUAAAAGGAUUUUGGAGAAAGUGGUUUGGGACUAGAGAAAACGAUGCAAUAGAGGUAAGCUCUAACAGCUCUGAUGAGAUACCUGCUGAACAGAAAAAAAUUAAGGAACCAGAUGUGAAAUUAACGAGUCUGUCCGAAAACAUCAAAAGCUUGGAUCGUUCUUUGCAUUCUGGAGCUGAAGAAAAAAUGGAUGACAAAACCACAUCAAGUUCUCAUCCAUACAUUGUAGAUAAGACCAGCAGAGAAUCUGGUUUUUUUAAUCGUAUUAAGAAUUGGUUUGGAUCUCGGAAAAGUCCAUGUCGCGAAGAUAACUCAAAUCCAGAACCUGACAAGAAAGCCACCGAAAAUAAAACAAGUACCCAAACACAUGAGAUUUUUUCAAAGGAUUCGUUCUGGAAGGAUAUGGAGGCUUUCCUGGAUUCAAAACAAGGUUCUACCCUUGUUAUACAUUCAAGGACUAGGUUGCAGUUGUCACAGAAUCUUAAAGCGCAUGGUCCUUCAGUUCUCAGAUCACUUUGUGACAGUGAUCUUCUUCAUCUGGUAGAUUUGUUGAUAUCAGAUAAGAAAUGGGUGGGAGAACGCAUCCAUAGGACCUUCCCUUUCAAGCUAUCUCAGCCUGCUCUAAAAGCAGUAGUAAAUGAUGCUUCUUCCCACAGCUCAACUGGGCUGAGUGGGCUGUUUCAACACACCCAUUCCCUGACUAAUAGUUUGACAAAGUCACAGGAACAAGAUGGAGAGAAUAAUAAAUGCCAAAACCCUCCAAAUUCAGUCUCUCCACCUGUUUUGGAAGAGAGCUCCUUUGGCGGCAAGUCUAGAAAUGAUAUACUCAUUGACUGUAUGAAGCUUGUGCAGGAUGUCGUGAAGGAAUACCCAGAAGGGUACAAUUUAGGAUCCUUCAGGAAGCUUUUCCUCGAAACACAUGGGUAUUCGCUGGAUUUGCAGAAGCUUGGAUAUCAGAAGUUGGUGAACCUUCUUAAUAUAAUUCCUGGGAUAAGAGUGGAGUCAAACCAUAUCAUUCCUUCAGGUAAAGCGGUUCCAGAAAGUUCAACUGCUGACGAGUUUUGUUUUAAAGAAAGCAGUUCUGAUAGAAAAAUGCUGCUAGAUGCUUCAAGGAAGAGGGUUGAUUAUGACGUUGGUUGCUACUCUACCUGGGCAGAGGAGCUUGGGCCAAUUUCAACAAAAAAGACAAAGAAGGUUGAUGAGAUUGAGUACGAACCGCUGUCAGAUGAUGAUGAUGAUGAUAGCUUUUCAGACUUGGAUGAAGAGAAGACAAAAUCUGAAGAAACAUCCAGAAAAACUGUUGGAACAAAUAAGGAGGAAGAGAGCUCUUUGUUACAGAUCCUUGAUUCGUGGUACAGUAGGAAGGAGGGAAUUGUUGAUGAUGGGGGGGUGACGGUUGUUGAAUGCUCCUCAAAGCCGCUGUCUUCUUCAUCAUCAUCAUCAUCUUCUUCUUCUUCUUAUUCUAAUGUUGACAGUACUUCCACUGUAUUGAUGAACUCCUCCUCUGGGAAGAGGAACUGCAGAAUGGGGUCAAAGUCAUAUUCAUUUGUCUCUGAUGAUCAAACCGCAGAUUGCAGAGAUGAGGUGCUUGAAGGUAUAUUGAAUAGCCUAAACAAGUCUGAGGAGAAACCAGUUGCUGGCCCAAAAACAUAAUAAAGCUUGAGUGGGAUGAAACCAGUUGGAGUCUCAGUUCACCGCCAAAACAGCAGUUUUCCUUAUCUUCUAGUAGUACUGUGGCAGUAUGGAUGAUAGCCAUCUCCUCUUUUGGUCCUCUUUGUCUGGGUAGAUCAGCUUUAUUUUAUUAGAAAAAUGUUUCUUUUUUCUAAUAUGAAAAAAAUUCAGUAAAGAUUGACGAUCAGUGGAGUAAAUAAAAAUAAAAUUAGGUCACAUUUUAGUUGAGCAGGAGAGGAGGAUUCGAGCUGCAACCACAAUAUUGUGUUUUAUGCGCAUGAUGAUCUGAUGACUACAUUUUCAUCUCACCAACUUUAGAAUACUGUUUUUCUAUGCAAGUGUGCUGGAGCAGGACAGUGUGACAAAACAAUGUGAAAGUACCAAAAACCAGAAAUGACAAGGUUUGGGGAGGGGGGGGAUGGAGAGAUGGAUAAGGAAUGGAGUGAGGGGGCUUGCUUGGAGAAGGGUUUGGGGUUUGUUUCUUUGCAGCAGGUGGAAGGGCUGGGGAAGGCUGAAACAAAGGUUAGACUAACAUAUAUGCAGAACACUAGAAUGGGUUGUUCUUCAGGCUUUUCCGCGAUCCAUUCAAAUCCAGACUUGUUUUUGUGCGAUCUUUUGUGAGAUAACUCUUGAAGUAUUAGUACCUUUAGACGUUUUUUAUACGGAUGAAAUGGGUAGAAGCUAAUAUUCAAAUUUAUUGAUUUCUAUAUUUUGGCUAUGUUUGGUGGGCAUAAGCCCCCGACUUCUAGCUUUUGUACUGUUCAAAAAGUUCCUAAAAGCUUUUAGUUGUGUGUUUGGCAUGACAA
Messenger RNA from Cuscuta epithymum, 3988 nucleotides. The record is from the annotation of a GenBank genome assembly. Lineage: Eukaryota; Viridiplantae; Streptophyta; Magnoliopsida; Solanales; Convolvulaceae.